AUGCCGGAGGUGUCGGAUGUGUGGUUGUUGGGGGUGGUGCUCACCGGUGAGACCACAUUUUGGCUAUGCGAGCCAACCCACCUGAAGCCGCUAGCAGAGGAUUGGAAGGCGAUCAACUGUCGAUGGCUGUACCCCGUAUUGGAGAACUUGAGCGAGUUCGCUGACGUGAGCGGCUUUGAUAGCACGGAUGUUGUGUACGAGGUGGACUGGGUAGGGACGUCGAAGGUGCUGCGACCCGCCACUCUGGCGUGGAACGUGCGAGGAAAGCGGCAGAAAAUCGGCGACUCUACGUAUGUCUUCGUUCCGGCCGAGGAGAUCAAGCAACUCGAGGAGGCAUUUAAGCGGUUCGUAAAACUAGAGGCGAAGAUGAAGCCGCCACCGCCGCGUAGCGGCACGUCUGCACGCUCUGCUACUGAAGCUCCGGCGACUGUGGAGGAGAAGACCAUGCUGACUCUCGACACCUCACCAUCUUCGCCGGUGAGGGAGGAGGAGGGCAGGGGUGGCGGGCCGCUAGGUGCCGCUACCUCACUCCAACCCGCGCUGUCCUCGACCCUCAUUGCAGGUGAGGCCACGUGUGAGAGGGUCGAAAAGGCAGAGGACGAUAUGAGCGCGUCGCACCAGGUAGAUGACGAGGUGAGUACCAUUUCUUCGUCUGCACCUCAUCGCCGAGCCCCGCCGCGGCGCGGCGUCACACGUCGGUCAUCAUUUCCUUCUCACAAGCGACAGACGCCGCACCGUGGCACUACCAUUUACCAGGCCCCAGAGCAUAGAAAUCCUACCGGUGGUCACUGCAGCAGCGAAGCCUUUGGGUGGACCGAAAUGUAUGUUGUGCAUCGCGGCAGCGUUGACUAUCUCUGUCCGAAAGCAACGGGCAACACGUUUGGCUUCCGACUGGACCGCGUGAUGCACAAUGGGUUCCCAGUGUUUUUACUAUUUUCUAGCUCCCAUAACAACAGUGAGACCAUCGACUCCAGCUCACGCGGCGUGUCGGUGUUUGAAAAGGCGCAACUAAGCGGCGAGGCAGGUGAGGGGGCGGUACGCAGUUCAGUGCUCGUGGUAACGCGUCUCAGCUCCAAGAAGCGUCAGCCUUACUACGACACCGACAUUGGUCGCACCACCGCAGGAAGCCGCCGCCGCCGACGCUUCGACGACGACAGCACCUCUGAGGAGGACGAAGACGACGAUGGUUUCUUUGACGACGAUGACAAGAAUGACUCGGAAUCUGACGAGACAAAUGAGGAGGAGGAGCGUCGAGUUGGAACACAGAGAUCGCAUCGGCGAGCUGGAGAUGAGGCAGCAAGUGCAGCAAUACUUCCAGCUGCUACCGCUGCCAAGAAACUAAGGACAAAGACCGCUGACACCGCCAGCGAGAGCGCGGUGGCGCCAUCGGCGGCGAGGAGGAAGGCGAAGGAUGACGCUGCCGCUAAGGAGUCGCUUCAAGCAGUGAGCGUGAAUUUCUGGACGGAACCGCAGCACGCGGUUCCAGCGCCUGGGCAACUGGCAAGGGAGUUCCCCUUCAAGUCGGGGGGCUCUGAUACGCCGCAUACGGUCGUGUUUAGCAACGGCAUCUGUGUCACUUACACGGCAUCUACCGCGGCGAAACACGUGCCCCCGGAGAAGAAGCGAAAGACGGCCAAGCAGAGUUGUACGGCCUCCUCCUCAGAGGAUAUCGACUUGAGCAUGCUCAACGAGCACAUCUUGAACGCAUUUGCGCAGGUGAAGAAGGACUGGGUGUAG
Molecule: messenger RNA, 1737 nt
Organism: Leishmania braziliensis MHOM/BR/75/M2904
Lineage: Eukaryota; Euglenozoa; Kinetoplastea; Trypanosomatida; Trypanosomatidae
Exons: 1
Coding region: 1-1737 (578 amino acids)
Source: RefSeq, a predicted model, not a curated record